AUGCCGGCAACCAACCAGGGCUGGCCCGAGGCCUUCGGGUUCAAGAUAAGCGGGACGGGCCCGUGCUACAUCCUCUGGGUGCAGGAGGGCAGCAGCGCAGCGCUGGCGGGGCUGCGGCCGGGCGACGAGGUGCUGGAGAUCGAGGGGCAGCCGGUCUCCUCCCUGGGCUGCGAGGCGCUGCUCGGGCUGGCCCGGCGCUGCGGAAACGUGCCCCCCAGCAUCGGGGUGAUCUCCCGCCUGCAGCACAUCGAUAUCCCCCCCGCUCCCUGGGGAUGCUUCGGCUUCGAGCUGGCGGGUGGCAGCCCCCCACAAGUGGCCAGUGUCAGGCCGGAAUCGCCAGCCGCCACCUGCGGGAUCGAGCCGGGGGAUUACGUGCUGGAAGUCAACGGGACGCCGGUGACACCGCAGGAGGCGGCGGCCGCCCUGGUGGGGUCCUGCCCCGGGGGGUCCCUGCGGCUCGGGCUGCUGCGGCCGCAGUGUGGGGCUGCCGUGUGGGAUCCUGCCCCCAGCGCCAGCGCCGUGCGCCGGGAGAGGAAGCAGAAAGCGCAGGAAUUCAGCAAAAAGGUAGAUGACAUCCUGGGUGACCAGCCAGAGGUAAAGGAGAAGGUGUUCACCAUCCUGAAGCAGUAUGCAGCGGAGCGGAAGGUGGAAUACUUGGCCUAUGCCCUUUGCAUGGUCCUCACCCAGGAGUCCCACCAACAUCUCAUUGACAACAUCAGGAUUUUCAUCCCCAAGAAGCACCGGCAGCGGUUUGACGAGGUGGUGUCACAGAGCCUGAUCAGCAAGCUCUGCCGCUCCAAGAGCGAGCAGCACAGCAACCGCCUGCGCCGCAGCCGGAGCGAGGACCACCAGGAGCGGCUCCUGGUCUCCACCCGUGCCAGCUCCGUGCCCCGGAGCCACGAGGAGCUCAGCAAGAGCCUGCGGAAAACCACUUCGCUCCUCACCAGCAAUGUGGCCUCGGGGGCUGCCCGCAGAACUGUGCGAGUUUAUAAAGGCAACAGAAGCUUUGGCUUCACACUGCGUGGCCAUGCCCCGGUGUGGAUCGAGUCUGUUCUGCCAGGGAGCCCGGCUGAGAAGGCUGCUCUGAAACCUGGAGACAGGAUCCUGUUCCUUAACGGUCUGGACAUGAGGAACUGCUCCCAUGACAAGGUGGUGUCGAUGCUGCAGGGCAGUGGGGCAAUGCCCACCUUGGUGGUGGAAGAGGGGAUUGUCAACUUCUCCAAUGACUCUGACUCUGCUGACUCCCCGAGCACCUCCUCAGCCCUCACCUCCCUGCAGUGGGUGGCAGAGAUCCUCCCCUCUAGCAUCAAGAUUCAAGGAAGGACCUUCACGCAGCAGCUGGAGCACCUGCUGACCCCUCCUGAGCGCUACACCAUCUGCAAAGCGCUGGAAGGCUUCUUCCAACAUCGGAACAUUGACACUCUCAUUGUGGAUGUGUACCCGGUGCUGGACACACCAGCCAAGCAAGUCAUUUGGCAGUUUAUCUACCAGCUGCUGACAUACGAAGAGCAGGAGCACUGCCAGCAAAAGAUUGCCAGGUUUCUUGGUUACAAGUCCUUGGCAGCCGAGCCAGAAGCAGAGGAGCGGUACCGCAGCUCCGCCCGAGGGGCCUCCCUGUGCCGGGGCAGCCUCCGAACCCCCCGCCCCGAGGAAGGGGGGGCAGCAGGCCAGAGUGACACCGUGGAGGUCCCAGUUCGCCUGAUCCCUGGAGAGAGGCAGGCUGGGGAUGGCACAUCCCUCCCAGAGACACCCAACCCCAAAAUGAUGUCAGCUGUCUAUGCAGAACUGGAAAACCGCCUGAUUGGCAGCUUUGCUGGCAAGGUGGGGAACCCUGCCUGGCACAGAGCGUCACCUCCACACGCUGCAGGUGCUCGCAAGCCAGGAAAGGCCAUCUCGUGGCCCAGUGAGCCUCUGGCCUCCCAGCAGUGCUACUACCGGCUGCACAGCACCGUGGCCUCCCCCAGCAGCACCGAGUCCAACCCCUACAUCAGCCUCGACAGCAGCCCAGCCCCGUCCCCCAAGCACCGGGACUACUCGCUCAGCCCUUUGUCGCGACGGAGGAAGCUCUUCACCUUCUCCAGGCCCCCGCGCAGCCGCGACACCGACCGGUUCCUGGAUGCUCUCAGCGAGCAGCUGGGACACCGGGUCACCAUCGUGGAUGAUUUCCUCACCCCUGAGAACGACUACGAGGAGAUGAGUUUCCACGAUGACCAGGGCAGCUACGUCACCAACGACGUCAGCAGCAGCGAGUACAUCAGCAGCAGCGACGAGGGCAGCUCCCUCACCUACUCCACCCUCUCAGACCACAUCCCCCCACCACCACUCAGCCCCCCCCCGCCGCCUCCCCCCAUGUUCCACGACUCCCAGACUGUCCCCACCAAGGCAGAGGCCACGAAGGCUGGCGCGCCUGCCCCCAAGUCCCUGGUGGGCCACCUGCAGCCCAUCCCGCCCCCGCCGCCCCCGCCGCCGCCCCCGCUGCCCUGCCCACCCCCCCUGCACCGGGGGCUGCUGCACCGCCGGGGCGAGUCCAACCACAUGAGCGUCAAGAGGCUGCGCUGGGAGCAGGUGGAGAACUCGGAAGGGACCAUCUGGGGGCAGCUUGGGGAAGACUCAGAUUAUGACAAGCUGAGUGAUAUGGUCAAAUACCUCGACCUGGAGCUGCACUUUGGGACGCAGAAGCCCACGAAGCCAACUCUCAUGCCUGAAAACUUUAAAAAGAAAGACGUGGUUGAAAUUUUGUCCCACAAAAAGGCCUACAACACAUCCAUCCUAAUAGCCCAUCUCAAGCUGUCACACAUCGAGCUGCGCCAGAUCCUGAUGACGAUGGAGACGGAUCGCCUGGAGCCCUCCCACAUCAAGCAGCUCCUGCUGUACGCGCCGGAUGGGGAGGAAGUCCAGCGCUUCCAGAGCUACAAGGAGAACCCCAGCAAGCUGAGUGAGCCCGACCAGUUUGUGCUGCAGAUGCUGUCAGUACCAGAAUACAAGAUCCGCCUGCGCAGCCUACAUUUUAAGACCACUCUGCAGGAGAAGAUAGAGGAGAUCAAAGCCAGCUACGAGUGCAUCUGCAAGGCCUCUCUGGAGCUGAAAAGCAGCAAGAAGCUGGCUAAGAUCUUGGAGUUUGUGCUGGCAAUGGGAAACUACCUGAACAACGGGCAGCCCAAGACCAGCAAAACAACAGGCUUCAAAAUCAACUUUCUCACCGAGCUGAACACGACCAAGACUGUUGAUGGGAAAUCCACCUUCCUGCACAUUCUUGCCAAAUCACUUAGCCAACAUUUCCCAGAGCUCCUGGGCUUUGCCAAGGAUCUUCCUACUGUGCCGCUUGCUGCCAAAGUGAACCAGAGAACUCUGACAGCUGACCUGAAGGACCUGCACACCACUGUCAGUGACAUUCAGAUGGCCUGCCACAACAUGCCAGCUACUGCAGAGGACAGAUUUGCAAUUGUGAUGACUUCCUUCCUGGAGAGUGCCCAGCCUGCCAUGCGAUCCCUGGAUGACCUGCAGCACAAGGCCGUGGAAGAGUUCAGCAAGGUGUUGUCCUUCUUCGGGGAAGACUCGAAAAUGACAACUUCUGAAGCCUUCUUUGGCAUUUUUGCAGAAUUUAUGAGCAAGUUUGAGCGGGCACUCAGCGAUGUGCAGGUUGGCGAGAGCCAGCGCAGCCCCAGGGUGACCUCCCCCCUGGCCUGGUGACGGGCCUGCAGCCACGCCAGCUGCAACAAUUCAUUGCCAACAAAGUGCAAUUUGCUCCCGUUGAGUUUGGUUGUAAAUAUGCUGCUGUCACCUGCUGCCACCAAGCAGAACCACGGACUGAGGCAUCAGGGCAGUUUGGACACUGAAAAGUGAUGGUGGAUGGAUGUGAGGGUGAGGCACAGGGACAAGAAGGUGAACACCAUGCCGGGCUUGGCAACAGCUUUCUUGGCACCCUCCAUUUCCUGCAUAUGACUGAGUCAAGGAUUCAGCCCCUGCUCCAGCCCCCUGCCCCACUCCAGCCCUGGCAUAGGUCACUCCUGCCUGUGGCCAGAGCAGGAGCCCUCACUGCAGCCUCUGCUUACUACACAAUCACCGACUGGUGCAUUAUUUAUGGGAUACCUUAUAACCAUCAAAUCUUCAUUUUUCAGUAUUUUUCCAAGCCCCCCUGCAGAAAGUGAGGUGUAUUUUCACAAGUGAUCUCUGUUUAUACAGCAUUAAGUGCCAGGUAGUUUCUAGCGUUGUGUUCCGAGGUCCAGCCCCCUGUCCCUGCCUCCCCUCUGCCCGAUGGCAGUGACGGGGAGAUGCUUGCUCAGCUCCUCUUUCCAUUCUGGAUGUUGCACAAUGUGUUCUGUUGAUUUUUUUUUUGUUAUGAUUUUUUUUUAUUUCUAAAAAACUUAUUCAGUACUUAAACACUUGGAUGUUCUUUUGAAACUGUCAUUACAACUGUGAAAACGCUGUACAUAGAUUUUGCUACAUGUUGUAACUUUCCAAAAUAGUUAGGACUCCAAACCCUUUGGUAUUUUUAUGUGACUGUUUUCAAGGAACCAGAACUUCUGACACACGGUUGUAUUAUUUGAUAACGGGACCAUGUACAUUGACAGUCCAGUCUCUACCCAAUGCCUACGUGCUAUUCCUAAAAUAAAGCUACUGCUUUC
Messenger RNA from Apus apus (common swift), 4625 nucleotides. It is a transcript of the gene GRID2IP, whose product is annotated as Grid2 interacting protein. The coding region runs from base 1 to 3690 and encodes 1229 amino acids. Gene Ontology annotation, molecular function: protein binding. The transcript is spliced from 22 exons. The record is from RefSeq and is a predicted model, not a curated record. Lineage: Eukaryota; Metazoa; Chordata; Aves; Apodiformes; Apodidae.